Messenger RNA from Zootoca vivipara (common lizard), 1799 nucleotides. RefSeq names its product ALK and LTK ligand 1 (gene ALKAL1). NCBI's taxonomy places the organism in Eukaryota, Metazoa, Chordata, Lepidosauria, Squamata, Lacertidae. Gene Ontology annotation, biological process: positive regulation of ERK1 and ERK2 cascade; positive regulation of ERK5 cascade. Gene Ontology annotation, molecular function: receptor tyrosine kinase binding; receptor signaling protein tyrosine kinase activator activity. The record is from RefSeq and is a predicted model, not a curated record.
AGACCCGAGCGCGAAGCGAGCGUCCAGGCUGGCAACUGGCGAGGCCCCCGGUGGGACUAUUAGCAGAGCGCGCGCCUGGGGAGCUGGCCUGACACCCAUCGCAGCGGCCAAGCUGAGAGGAGCGAAGGCUCCGGCCGCUGGAAAGGAGCCUCCGCUGCUGCGCGGACGCCCUACUUUCUCUCUCCGGCGCGGCAACCGCGACACGUGCCUUUGGCGCGCCCGCAAGCAGCGGCGACCAUCCCGCCGCCCAGAGCGGCCUCGCGCUCGCGGGGCUCGGCGUGUGGUACCUCCGCUCGAGCCCCACGCUGCGCGGCCACCGCCGGCCCCACCAUGAGGCGGGAGCUGAGGGCGGGAAGGGGCAGCAGCAGCAGCAGCAGCAGCAGGAGCUAACCGCCGAGCGCUGCCUCCGCCGCCUCGCUCUCUUUUCCCUCAGGAAGCCGAGAGAUGCAAGGGGCCAAGCCAUGCCGCCGCCGCCGCCGCCACCACGCGCUGCCUGCCCUCUUCUUCUUCCUGCUCUUCACCUCAGGACGGGCGCCCAGAGCCGAGGGCGCCGCCGCCGCCGCCGCCGCCAAGAACAAGACCCGGGACCUCCAGAACCCGGCGGCGGCGGACAGGAAGGCGCUGCUGGAACUCUUGCUCAAAGCCCUUCGCGAGAGGAGCAGCGGCCACAGCCGCCCUCAGCACCAGGCGCCUUUUCACCCCUUGGGGGCGGAACGGGUCAUCGCUCGGCGCUACACGACCGGCGGCGCCCUUUACUCCUCCGCCUCGGUGGAUCGAGAAGCCAGAGUGAUCUCGUCGUCGUCCUCCUCCUCCAGGGAGCGAGCGGGCGCGCAGGCACCCAGGUUCUUCACCUCUUCCAGGCAUUCAGAAGUAUUUCCAAGAGAUUCCAACUUAAAGGACAAGUUCAUCAAACAUUUUACAGGUCCAGUUACAUUUUCAGCUGAAUGUAGUAAGCAUUUCCACCGGCUCUAUCACAACACACGGGAUUGUUCAACACCAGCCUAUUAUAAAAGGUGUGCAAGAUUGCUGACAAGGUUAGCAAUGAGUCCACUGUGUACACAGCCAUAGGAGGCCUGUUAUACUUUUCUGCUAAGACUGAACUCUGGUUUGCCGAGAAAGUGCCUUGAAAUCUGUCCCAAGACAAAAGAGAAGACAUCUUGCUCUUUUUUUUAUUUACAGCAUUGUUUUGUUACUAGAUGCAUUUUAUUUUCAUAUAUGUCGGACAUUCCAUAUUCGUGUGAAAGGAACGUAUUUUAUUUGAAUUUGUAAAUAUGUUGCCUAUAGCUCAAAUAAGCCAAUUUAUUUAAAUAUGUUGUAUAUAAAGACUACUACUAAUAUACUAAUUAAAUGUUAUAUGCAGGGAGUUGGCUGGUGUGUUUGCUGUUUUCUUGUUUCAUUGUUUGUACAUCAUUUUGCUCAGGCUCUUACUUUCAUUAUUUGCACUAACUUGAAAAGCAGAAGUCUCUGUAACUGAAAUCUGAAUAAGCUGCAAGUGGGAUGUUUUACUUUCUGUGGAAAAUAUUUCAUAUUAUGAAGCUUUUGGUAAUAUAUAUAUAUAUAUAUAUGCCUACAUAGUAUAUAUAUUAUUGCACAUCAGAACAAACUGCUCAAAAAUGCACACUGCUUCAGGAAACAUUUGUAAAUCUGUUUUGGAUUAUCAUCAGUUACGUUUGUACUGGCACUUCUAGAAAGAGUCGCAAAUAAUGUAAAUAUAAAGACUGGAAGACUGCAAUGCAGUUUGGGUGGAAUAAAGAAUAUGGAUCUCACAUUUUCAUGUUUUUCUUGACCCUUUGGGUGAA